Molecule: messenger RNA, 2674 nt
Organism: Aspergillus vadensis CBS 113365
Lineage: Eukaryota; Fungi; Ascomycota; Eurotiomycetes; Eurotiales; Aspergillaceae
Product: ZZ type zinc finger domain protein
Exons: 4
Coding region: 4-2451 (815 amino acids)
Molecular function (GO): zinc ion binding
Source: RefSeq, a predicted model, not a curated record
ACCAUGGCUUCUCCUGCGCCCGCAACGGCUCCCGUGGGCCCCAGUUCUCUCAUCACCGUCAAAGUGCUCUACAAUGAAAAUACUCGACGCUUCAAGCUUCCUCUGCGAGAGCUCGGAGCUCGCACGCUUCCCCAGAAUCUCCGCCAGCUCCUUGGCGUUCCCGAAGAUGUUAACGUCAUCUUUGAACGUUAUUCCGACAGCGCCGGCUGCUAUAUCCAGCUAGAUAGCGAGAACCCUGCUGUCUACAAGCAGCUCUAUCGCGCUGCCAAGGCUAAACUGAAGCUGCGGAUCAAGGCCACAACGGCUGAGGAGCCUAUCUCUCAGCCACAGCUGGCUGCAGACCUCCCCGAACCACAGAACGCGUCAAGGUAUAGUUACCUCGAGACUGUCUUGGGUGCUCCUCUCCCUGAGUCUCAAGUUGAAAGUGUUCCUGCUAGUGCGUCCCUAUCUGCCUCAGCUCUGCCCGAGGUCGCCAACGGCACCAUCCCUGCUGAGUCUCGGUCCGCCCAGUGGUCGGCCCCUGAGACGACUGAGCCUCAGUUCCGUGACUUCGUCUUGGGUCAGGACAGCUUGGAUAUGCCAGUGGUGUCGCACGCAUCGCCCAAUGGGGUCUUCUGCAUUGACUGCAACCACUGCGGCCGCUCCAUCCCGAACGAGCACUAUCAUUGCAGCAUCUGUGACGAUGGCGACUACGACUUGUGUCUCCAGUGUGUCGAGGCCGGUGUGGCUUGUCUCGAUGAUGAACACUGGUUGAUUAAGCGUCUUGUCAAGGACGGCCAGGUCACCAACAGCACCACUGAGACGGUUCAGCCCCGGAAGGCUCGUGAGGAGCCUGAGCCAGAAGAGGAAGAAGAAGAGACCUUCGAAGAGUCCGUGCCAGAGCUGGUGUCUGAGACUACUCCAGUCCCUGCUGUUGCUGCCCCCGAACUUCCCGAGAGCACUCAGGAACGCAUCUGCAAUGAUUGCCUGAAGGAACUCGAUGAAACCAAGAUGGUUUCCUGCGCUGACUGCGAUGACUAUGAUAUUUGCAUCACGUGUCUCCUCCGAGACACACACGGCCAUCACCCCGCCCACACCUUCAAGCUGCUUCAUGAUCGUCAAUUCUGCUUGAAGAGUCUGGUGCAGUCCCGCUGCAAGCCUGGACGUCACCACCACCACGCAGCUAUCUGCGACGGGUGUGAAAAGCGUAUCAUUGGCGUCCGGCACAAGUGCCUGACCUGCCCAGACUGGGAUUACUGCUCGGAGUGUCACCAGGAAGCAGCCCAAAACCACCCGGGUCAUCGGUUUGCGCCGAUUUAUGACGCAAUCGCCGAGCCCCUGCAAAGCUAUGAGGUGCAUUACGGUAUCUACUGCGAUGGCCCUCUGUGCAGGAACAGGCCAUGCCCUAGCUUCAUCACAGGCACUCGCUACAAGUGCUCUGUGUGUCACGACACGGACUUCUGCGCCAAGUGUGAGGUGCACCCGACCAACACUCACAACCGCACUCAUCCCAUGGUCAUGCUGAAGACACCUGUGCACAACGUCUCUGUUAGUACUGUCCACGAAGACCGUGGAGCCACUUGCACCAUGGGCGACCGUGCCCAGAAAUCCACUUCCACCCAAGCCAGCGUCCCGGUCGAGCCGGUUCAGGAGACACCCAAGCCGGAAGCAGAGCCUAUCCAAGAGCCUGCCCCGGUGGAACAGCCGACUCCCGUUGCACAGCAGCCGGUCCAGGUCGAACAGCCGACAUCAGCUGACCCGGCCUCGGGCUAUCAAGCCUUCUUCAUCCGGGACACUGUGCCGGAUGACACCACGCUGCCACCCAACACCGCCUUUGAGCAGACCUGGACCCUCUUCAACCCCGGCCCAUUGAGCUGGCCUGCCGGCACGGAUGUGCGGUUCGUCGGAGGCGAUUCGAUGUUCAACGUGAAUACCAGCCACCCAUUGAGCAUGGAUGCCAUCUCGGCUGCCAUGGAGAGCAACAAGCUCUCGGAGCCGCUUGAGCCAGGUCACAGUGCGGACUUUACCGUGACACUCAGGACCCCGAGCCGUCAGGGCAGUGCCAUCUCGUACUGGCGGCUGAAGCUGCCCAGCGGCAUGCCUUUUGGUCACCGGCUGUGGUGUGACGUGCGGGUGCGUGAUGACGUUCCACCGCCCGCUGUGAAUGCACCAGAACCGGAGAUGGAGAAGACCGUCGAGCCUCAGCCGGAGGCCCAGUUGGAGCCUGCAGGAAGCCAGAUGAUCUUCCCCAAGCUGGCCAAGGAGUCUCCGGAGACCAGCACACACGAGGCGGCCACCACGGCCCCCAGCGCCCCGUCGGUGACGAACGCAUCAGAGCAGGAUGUGUUUGAUGACAUGGAGAGUCUGACACUGGGCGAGGACGAGACAGAUGCGGGUAUGCUGACGGACGAGGAGUACGACAUCUUGGACGCCAGUGACCAGGAAUAUCUGGAGGCCAAGUCUCAGCGCUAAGCGAAGACGGCGGCCAUGAGUUACGGAUUUCUUGGACGGGGAAACAAAGGAGUUCUUUUUCUAUCGGACAGGAUGAAAUAAUUUGCGUGUGAUUUUUAAUACUUGCUAACUUAGCUUGAUUUGCGUGUGGGCGAAGGAAAACCCUGGGAAGGAUGAAUUGGCUGUAAGCUCGGCAUUAGGCUUGAAUGUAUGCUCUCAUUUCCUAACUUCACUUCAUUUACUU